UUACUUCCGUGACUUAAUCAAAUCAAAUCAAGUUUCUCGACUUUAAUUAUUUACUUUCUUAUUUACUUUUUUACUUGAAAUUGAUUUCCUACUUUAUCCGUAUUUACAAUACAAUUUACAAUUUUAAUAUAUCUUUUCAUGCACAAUAUUUUUAACGAUCUAACUAUUCAUAAUUACGAUAACCUCAUACGAUAAACGCGAUUUCAAACAAAAAGCACGUGCAAGUAGUAAAAAUUUCGAGAAAAUGAUAAAUGAUUUGAGACUCGAAUGUUCCUUUUCCUCUUGGUAUCCCAUAUUCAAGAAAAAUUCUUUGGAGGCUAGAAUCCUUUACAUUCCUGAUGAAGUUUUAAAAUAUUUAGAGCACGACACGUUUGUGUUGCCUCUCGAGGCGGCGAGAUCUUUGCCACAGGAUUCAGAAUGGGCAGAUGGUUCUCCGGUGACGUGCGAAGAAGAGGAAACAGAUUAUCAACCGACAUUUCCCGAGUUCAGUCAACAAAUACAGGAGGUAUUAGAUGAGUAUGAUGCGGUAUUUAUCAAAACAAAUUGGAGUACACCUGCGGAUGCAAUGUGGGUUGCUCCAACAAAAACUUUGAAAUGUAACACAUUAGAAGAAAUUUACUUGUUAUUGAAAAGUUCGGAUAGAAUUGCUAAAGAUCUGAACAUUGUCAAAUCUUUGAGAGAAUCUGAAAACCCUUUGCCGUUCUGUUUAGUGCUGAAACAGUGGCGGGAUAUUAAUCCUUGCACAGAAUUUCGUUGUUUUGUUGUCAACAACGAGCUCAUUGCUAUAAGUCAGAGGGAUAUAUCGCAGUACCAUAGUUCAAACGAGUCAGAAAAAUAUGAUAUACAGACAGACAUCAAGAGCUUAUUUUUGGAAUGCAUCAAAGGCAGAUUUCCCUUGUGUAACUAUUCCUUUGAUGUUGUACGGCAUAAGAAAGAUAAAGUAAAAAUAAUAGAUUUCGGUCCAAUGGAUGCAUCAUCUACAAAAGGAACUCUCUUUACAUAUGAGGAAUUACAAAAUCAUACCAAAGAUGCACCGGAAUUUCGCUUUAUUGGAGAGGAAAUAGGUAUCCAACCAAAGCCUCCAAUGCAAUUUUGCAUUCCUCAAGAAAUCAGUGAGUUUUUCCAAUCGAGAGAUAAUGUCGCUUUAUUGGAUCUUAUUCAGAGGGAGGUGGAAAGUCAACGGAAAGAGCAUGAAAAAGAAAAUUCAGAAAAUUCAGAAAGUACUUGAUAUAUGUACAACGAUAAUAAACAUUUUCCUUAUAUAUAAACAUCAGCUGUAACUUUUUUACUCACAUGUACAAGGGAUACAAAACUUAAAAG
Pogonomyrmex barbatus (red harvester ant) is the source of this 1320-nucleotide messenger RNA. RefSeq names its product translation initiation factor eIF2 assembly protein. Gene Ontology annotation, cellular component: cytoplasm. The record is from RefSeq and is a predicted model, not a curated record. NCBI's taxonomy places the organism in Eukaryota, Metazoa, Arthropoda, Insecta, Hymenoptera, Formicidae.